GUUUUGGCUCCCCAUCCGACGGAGUCGGGGGAGGCGGGCGACGGAGGAACCCUAAAAACAGGUGCGUGCGCGCCCCAAAAUCCUCUCGCUGUUCCCGCGAUUUGAAAGUCAAGAGCAGGCGACCAUUGAUGGUGGCGCUUCGAGUCACGGCGAGGAGGCUCGUCGACGGUGGCCAGACGCCGACGGUGACGGUGGAAGAGGCGCAACGCCGGCUCUUCCCGAGACUCUCCCAGGUCGACCGGGCUAGGUCUACCACAUCCUCCGCUGCUGUUGCUGCAGACACCAAUGUGGCGGCGGGCAAGGGCUAUGAAGAUCGGGAGAAACUCCUGACAGAGAUCCAUAAUAUGAGCGAGGAGUUGUAUGAUAAGGUUUCGCAUGCGGAAAGGAUCUACAAUAUCCCUGGUAGGGAAGGCAAAAAGAUCAGUCGGCUGCGCGAGGAGCUCGCCACGCAAGUGGGGCCUAGACCCGGCGACGACUCAUGGCGCAUGUUACGAGUGAUGCAUACAUUAACGUAUUACGGUGGAUAUGCGUCUUUUAUGUUCACCUCAUAUGUGCUCGCGAGCAUGGCCAUUGGUUCGAUCGUUGAAUUGGAGCCAGAUGAAAAGCGAUGGAUAAGAAGAAAAGAGGGGAGGAACGCAAGCGAAAUGAAACAAAAUGAUUGAGAGCCGUGUUUAUGAAUGGUAAAAUUCCAAUAAAAGGUUGCUAGUGUGUUCUUGCAUGAACAAUCAUCUAUCGCUUUGUAUGACGGAACCAACUGGUUAGUACCAAGAUGUUAUGCUAUAUCUAUUUUGGUGUUUCCAUGUUUUAUGUUUGUUGAAGAAAUUGAAAUAAGGAGUUCAAAGUUGCAACUGCUUAACGCUGACAUGUACAAAAAGUAUCUUGCAGGAAUUCUCUAUAUUCCAAUGCUAAUGUAAGUACCUGUUGUAUAUCAUUAUAUUUUUACAUCAGCAUGUACUUUGUUAAGUAGCAUCGGCAUAA
Molecule: messenger RNA, 978 nt
Organism: Triticum aestivum (bread wheat)
Lineage: Eukaryota; Viridiplantae; Streptophyta; Magnoliopsida; Poales; Poaceae
Exons: 3
Coding region: 129-662 (177 amino acids)
Source: RefSeq, a predicted model, not a curated record